AUGGCAGCUGACUUUGUAGAGGAGAUUGAUUCUGGUCACAUACAUCUUAUUUGCAACUGUACAAUGACAAGGAGACUUUGGUGGGAGCCUUUGAGAUGGGUUAAUAGAGUGGGUCCUUUUUCCACAGACCCAAAGAACCACUUUUUGCAAUUCACUCAAUGGAACAGCAAAGCUAGUAUAAACAACAGAUGGAAAUUUCUGUGGUUAGCUCUAUCCUUCUUCGUCUGGCAUAAUAGAAAUGCUAUGAUUUUCAAGAACCAGUCGUUUGAUCCUGAAAAGGUUAUCGAUGAUACCUUGUUCCACACUUGGUCUUGGUUAAAAUGUGCAGAGAAGGACUACACCAGGGACUACACCAUCCAUAUGUAG
This is a messenger RNA of Glycine soja, 366 nucleotides long. RefSeq lists its product as uncharacterized. Lineage: Eukaryota; Viridiplantae; Streptophyta; Magnoliopsida; Fabales; Fabaceae. The transcript has a single exon. Bases 1 to 366 code for a protein of 121 amino acids. The record is from RefSeq and is a predicted model, not a curated record.